Messenger RNA from Xenia sp. Carnegie-2017, 1573 nucleotides. RefSeq lists its product as uncharacterized. The transcript is spliced from 10 exons. The record is from RefSeq and is a predicted model, not a curated record. Bases 105 to 1046 code for a protein of 313 amino acids. NCBI's taxonomy places the organism in Eukaryota, Metazoa, Cnidaria, Anthozoa, Malacalcyonacea, Xeniidae.
GACAAAUAAUUGAAGUUGAUUGCUAUGUUUCUUUGCAUCCUGUCCAAAAGUUUUGUCAUGGCUGCUCUAGAAAAUCAACCUUUCACUCCGUGCCCAGUAAGGACAUGCUGACUAUUUGUACAACACAAGGUCGCUUUGACAUAAACAGUACAUCAUUCAAGUGUGUUUCUUGUUCAGCAUUCUUGAUGCCGACACUUGCAGAUAUUCUUGGUAAUGGCUACUGGCCAGCAAAUCCAAAGUCUUUAAAUGUGUUAUUUUCACAGGAUUUACUUCUGCUGUGGAACACAAUGCAAAAGAGAAUGCCAGGUUGUUCUGAGUCCAGUUUUAUUAGAUCAUUGGAAGACAUAAGUGUUUCAAAAGGAAGGUUUGGAUCAAUAAAUCCACGAACGUUCACAAAAGCCUUUCGAGAAUGGAAAUAUUUUAAUUAUGAGGUGGAAAAAGCCCAGGGAAAAGAGUGGAUGUUUUGUCCUAGUUGCUCAUCCAACCAACACUCCUGUCAUGUAGAUGGCAACAUGAAGUUAUACCGAUAUAAACAUUCAGGAAGAGAACAAAGUCAGUCUUACUAUGGAGAUCUUUUUAUUUCUUCGAAUGAACAUGUUUCAGAGCAUAUUAGAAAGGUUUAUUCCACUCCCCAAGUUCGGAACUUUUCUGAUGACGGGAAAUGUGGUGAAAGUAAUUGGCGAGCUGCUGGAAAUAAAGGAAAACGAAAGAGUCGUCUAGACGAAACAGGACUGGAAAUUGCAGGUUGCCGGCAUGCAAUUGCUCAGUGGGCUGUAAACAUGUUUCGCGGAGAGAUUUAUGGCUACUCUAAUUACAUCCAUGUUCACAAAAUGAUUCCAAACAAUGUUAAAUACAUUUGGCAAGAUAUCAUAUGUAAAUAUUGGAAGUGGGCAGUGAAGGCAUCAAAGUCGGAUGAGUCAAAUGCUCACGAAAUAAAACCUGCUUUAUCUGUGAUGCAUGCCAAAGCACAUAAUUGGACAUGCCAGGUAUUGUGGGGAGGACGGUGGCAAAAAAGGUUCUGCAUAUUCCACAGGAGAGGAAGUUGAGCAGAUUAAUAGUUACCUUUCGAGACUGGCCAACACUACAAAGUACAUGUUACCCGAGUCAAGAGAAGAACUCAUAACUGAACAUGCUCUUGCGUGGAAUAAACGGAAAAUAUGUGAUCUGUCCAGCUCCCUCUGCAAGAGAUAUGCAAAGUAUAUAGAAGCUCAAGAAAAUACAAGGAAAGAACUUGAUGAAAUGGUUUCUGGCGUAAAUCUCUCCGAACCACGUUGAUUUCUUGCAGUGGAAGAGUGAAGUUCAACGUAUUGCAAAAGAAAUGGAAAGCUCCUUCUUCACGUAUUUAGCCGAAGAAGAGGAAUUGUACGUUUUGACCUCCUCUUUAACCGAUACCUCUUUAUUGACAUCAAAUGUAAACAUCUCGUGUGUUGAGACUGAAGACUAUCUUUCUGCCCUGUCAAAAAAGAUAAUUCAAAGAUACUCCACCGUUGAGGAUAAACGUAAAGAGUUAAAUCACUGACUGCCAAGCUUUGUCGUGAUAUAACCGCCGAUGUACUGCUUGAUAGAGGAAAAA